CGUCCGGAACACACACACGUCGUCUUUGGAGUAGUUGUAGUUCGGGAACAAUAAACCGGUUCCACUGGUCUUCAGGGGGGAACCUCCGCUGUCAUCCCGGAAGACUCACCACAUUGUCGCCUUGGAGGAAGUUGAACAGCUGUGCGCGCGUGUAAUUUGGGAGCCAAUCAAGCAGCCAUGGACACGUUUAUGAAGGGGCUCUCCAAAGCCAAGGAGGGGGUCGCGGCGGCGGCGGAGAAAACCAAGCAGGGAGUGACUGGAGCGGCUGAGAUGACGAAAGAUGGGGUCAUGUUUGUCGGUACCAAAACAAAGGAUGGAGUCACAACAGUUGCAGGUAAAACUGUGUCUGGAGUGUCUCAGGUGGGUGGAGCUGUGGUUACUGGAGUUACAGCUGUGGCCCAGAAAACUGUGGAGGGCGCAGGCAAUAUUGUCGCUGCCACCGGAUUGGUCAAGAAGGAUCCAGCCAAACAAGGAGAUGACGCCUCAGCAGUACAGAACAUGGCAGAGUCACCGAUCGAUUCUGACCCUGCUGACGCCACGGAGGAGGACACUGACGACUAAACUGACGGAGAGCCUCACAAUCAAAGAUCAACGACCGAAAAACAUUCCAUGUCGCUCUGCCAAGUCCCGCUGUGCCUCGUUUCUGGUCCUUUUAUGGAGUCUGUGCCCAACAUGUGUGUCUGUGUGUGCGUGCGUGGGUGCGUGUGUGUUUUUGUUUGUGUUGUUACAUGUGUCUGUACAGCAGUGUAUGUGUAAAUGUUGUAGAAGAAGAGAGACGUUGUAUGUUUUAGUGUGUGUAUGUAGUGUGUAUCAGGUGUGGAAGGGGCCUCAGGUGUGUGUUGUCUGUGACCAGCCGUCAUUUACAGUGAUUCCCUACUACUGAGAGUGCCACCUGGUCACUGUGUGUGUGUGUGUGUGUGUGUGUGUGUGUGUGUGUGUGUGUACGUUGUCUGUCUGUGUAGCUAUGUCAAUAACUCAAACAUGGAAAUAUACUACAAAUCACCACUUCAAACACCUAAGUGUCUCUAUAUAAAUGAACAAUUUACAGUGAUCUGUUUGAAAUGGAAGCAUAAUGAUAUAUUUUUGUCUGUAUACUGUCACUGUUUUCUGCGGUGGACUAUAAAGUGCUGAGCUAUUUGUGCAUUCAUAUUGUAUUUUUUAAGUUAUCUCUGCUAUAACGAGUAUGUCUCAUAUUGAAUGGCGUUUUGAAAACCAAGAGCAUGUAAAACUACUCAGCUUAACUGCUGUGAAAUGAAUUUAUUUGGAGUUCAGUGUUGAAUAAAAUAUGCAAAAAUUGA
This is a messenger RNA of Chelmon rostratus (copperband butterflyfish), 1298 nucleotides long. Its product is annotated as alpha-synuclein-like. Gene Ontology annotation, biological process: synapse organization; chemical synaptic transmission; synaptic vesicle endocytosis. The record is from RefSeq and is a predicted model, not a curated record. Lineage: Eukaryota; Metazoa; Chordata; Actinopteri; Chaetodontiformes; Chaetodontidae. Bases 178 to 561 code for a protein of 127 amino acids. Gene Ontology annotation, molecular function: cuprous ion binding. The transcript is spliced from 6 exons. Gene Ontology annotation, cellular component: cytoplasm; neuronal cell body; axon terminus.